This is a messenger RNA of Spodoptera littoralis (African cotton leafworm), 13439 nucleotides long. Lineage: Eukaryota; Metazoa; Arthropoda; Insecta; Lepidoptera; Noctuidae. The record is from the annotation of a GenBank genome assembly.
CUGGCAAACGGCCAUCACUAGCGAUAAUUUGACGCGUGAAAUCGUGAACAAUGUCAACAAAUAAGUUUGUAAGUUCGUCUUCGCUGAUUCAUGUGUCGAUAAAGUAAACAAAUAAAUAGUAAUUCGCAUCGCCUUCGCUGUUCAUUUUGCUAACACAGUAGUCUCGACUAUGACGGUGAAGUGACGAUUACAUCAUGAAUGUAAAUAAGUACUUAAUAAUUUUGAAAUUGUUAUUAUUUUCGGGUUGUUUGUGUGAAAUAAGCGAGGGUGAAAAAGAGAAACUUUUGAAUGGCUUCCUAGAACAUUAUAAUAGUUUACCUAAUCAAAUAUACCAGAGCAAUGAGGGAUCUUUGCAAAAUACGCAGCAAGUGGAUGACACCACAUAUGAAAUAGUAGCAAAGAUAAAAGUUAAAGAGAUUCAGAAUGCUGAAGUAACAAAGUCUUUAACUUGUGCUGCUACUGUCAAGGACUCUGAUGAUCAUGUUGCUGUCACAAGUAGUCAUUGUCACGAGCCUAGGCAGGACUCCAGCCAGGAAAUUGCCACCGAAGCUCAGGCGGAAGUGGCUGAAUCUGUGGUUGAGAGGAGACCUGUCCAGUUAGACAAUGAAGUACAAUCAGAUACAGCUAUAACAUCAGGUGAACAGUUUAUAGCAAUACCUCGGGACCAACCGAGCGUACCAUGCUUUGGGUGUGCCACGCACGUGAACCCACAGGCUGCUGGAGUUAGCGACCUUGCUAGCCUCGGUCUGAGGCACCUCGAUAUCCAUCAACCAACAAUGAAACACACUCUGGAACGAGUACUAGAUGUAGAGAGACAAGUCCAAGUGGUAAAUGGAGUACGAUAUAUUUUAACUAUGUCAGUUCAUUUUGACAAUUGUUCGGAUAUCCAAUCUGAAAACUGUGUGUUCUCUAACAUUUGUAAGAUAACAUUUCUAGUUAAACCAUGGGUAAAACUGCCCAAUGGUGCAAAUUAUAGAGCAAUAUUAGGAAACAACUGUACAGAAGAAUGGCUGUAUGGUGACAAUGGCGAAGUUUUGCCAGACACCGUGGAUAACCAAGCACAGGACAAAGAUACAGGAAGUAAGGGAGAUGAUGGAGAUGACAUACAGGUAAAAUAUAAUUCGGAUGUCCAAUCACAACCAAACAUGGAACGAACACUAACGGAUGAAGAGAUGAACAAUCUAGAAGAGCAAAUAAUUCCGAAUAAUCAAUUUCAAGAAAAUUAUCAACGCUCUUUUACUGCAUCUCCUGACACCCCCGGGGAAAAUAAGGAACAUGUUUUCAAAGUCGAAUCCAGUAAACAUAAUGUGAAUACAAUUCCUGUUACCGAACAAACUCUAAACAUUAAUCUAGAUAAAAAGAAAACUAUUGACGACCUAUUGAACUAUUUUGACUUUUCUGGAUUUAAACUGAAGACUGAAAGUACAGUUCCCGUGUCAAGGGCAAGGAGAAGUUAUGAUUACGAUUUGCAACUACUAACACUUGCAGAAGACUAUCAUGGUAUUAAAAAUAGUUUAAAAAAUGCACGCUUUGUAUACGGGUUAGCUCAAACUAUGGUAAACUAUUUGAAUGAAAUUGACAUGGAAGUAAAAAAUAGAGAAGUAAAAAGCGUAAUCAAAGCGGAAGAAGAAACUGACAGUCUACAGCGAUAUAUAUAUGUACAGGCUAGUGUUACAAUACCAUGUGAUAAAGUUGAAUGUGAACCAAGAGACACGGGUACCCAAAUAUGUAAUGGUGUUUUAGAUGCCACAAACGACGAUAGUCCCCAAAUUAUAAGCUCAUUCUGUUACAAUGACAACAAAGAAAGAGAUUACAGGGAUAUUGUCAAAGAAAUACCUCUCGAUGAUCCCGUCUUACAAAAUUUAGCCUUAGACGCAGUGAAAAAAAUUGAAUCCGAAUCAAACUCUGAAAACGCUCUGAAAGUAAAUAAAAUUAUUUCAGCUUUAACCCAAAUUACAUCUGGAACACUUACGAAAUUUUCAAUUGUUGUUGAUAACUUGAAAUGUAAUAAGAGCGUUCCACAAGCAUUACGAAUAAAUUGUACGGUUCUAGAACAAUUAGGAUCACAGAUUUGUGAAAUAAUCGUGCACGAGAGGCAUUGGCUGAGAGAGACGAAAAUAUCAUACUCUUGCACUGACAGACCAGUUGACAUGAAAAUAUCGAAAGUAAAAUCAAUGACCCCAAGUAUAAAUGUAGAGGAUCCAAAGAUUAUCGAAAUGUUGCAAGAAGCCAUACAAUUUUUAGAAACACAAUCAGAAAAGAAUAACAAACAAAAAAUUGUAAACGUAACAUCCAUCUCUUCUCAAAUUAUAGCUGGCUUUUUAACUAAAAUAGAAUUUUUGGUUGGAUAUACCAAUUGCACAAGCGGAAAUGAGUUAAUAGACGAAUCAAAUAAAUGUCACUUAUUGAAAGGACAAAAUCUUCGUCUGUGUAAAGCACAGUUUUGGGAUAGAUCAUGGAUAAUAGAUGGUAGACAAGUAGAAGUUUCAUGUGAUGACGUUAAAAGAAAAAAAAGGUCUGUAGAUUUUGUUGAAGGUCAAGGAAAUGAAAAUAAAAGCCCUGAAAACAAAUACAAAAAGUUAGCUAAUGAAUCUUUACAGAAGUUUAUGCAAUCAUCCCUCAAUCACCAACAUUACGAAGUCGUAAAAGUUGACAAAGUUGAUGAUCAAAAUUUGCCUGAUAAAUUAAUAAGAAUUCAAUUUUCAAUAUCACCCACCAAUUGCAAACUGAAACACGGCAUUUUGUCACCUACUGAAUGCCACGUCAUAAAUCCUGAAAAUGUAAUCCACUGUCGUUCGAAAAUAUUGGAAAACGUUUGGGUUGACAAAAAACAAUUGUUUGUAAAUUGUAACUUAAAAGACUACCGACAGCAUGAAACUUCUUCAGGCUUGCAUGAACGCGAUUCUGACUCAAAAUAUUAUAGUAAAAACAGUAAUUCUUUAAAACAAAUUCUUAAAGAUACAAAUGCUAUGCACAUUGCUGUAGAAGCGCUUCAAGCAUAUUUGAAGAAAAAUCCUGAAUCACUUCUUUUGCGAGUAACUUUAGUUGACAAAGUAGUAAUAGAAGGCCUAACAACUAAAAUUGUAUUCCUAGCGUCACAUACUGAAGAUGAUGAUGGUGAUACAAUUUGCUACGCAGAGUUCUUCGCAACCAAUACGUCCAAAGGUGUUACAGAAGUAAAAUGUCAUUCAAUCGGCUUACCAAUUAAACGAACUGAAGUUACCGAUGAAGAUCCUAAUUAUUAUAAGUAUAUUCAAUUGGCGGAUGAAUCGCUUUAUAUUCAUCUACAAAAGAUAAAUAGCUCGCAACUAUACACUGUUGCUUCUAUAGAAAGCGUAAUGGUACAGUGGGAUGAAGGCAUAAAGACUCAAAUUAAUUUUAUUAUAUCUCCAACCGAUUUAGAGAACCACGAAAAUCAAGGAAAGCAAUGUCGUGCUGAAAUACGAGAACAACCAUGGAUUCAUAAAAAGAACAUUAAUGUAAAAUGUGAAUUAGAAAGAAAUUUAUACCGAUCUAAAAGACAGAUCCAUGAUGAAAACAAUGUUGAAGGUGGUUUAACAGAUCAAGACCCAAAUGACCCAAAUUAUCGAGUUUUGGCUGAGGAAUCAUUGCUAAAGUUCGUUGCUGAUUCCGGGACAACCCAACCUCUAAAGGUCUUAAAAGUCGAAAAAGUAACCACACAAGUAGUUUCUGGCUUGUUGACCCGCAUCGAUUUUGUGAUAUCGGGUGGGGAAGAUAUCAACAAAUGUCACUCUAAAAUAUGGGAGCAGCCUUGGAUGAACAGAAAAGACAUCGAUGUUUCUUGUCAUAACGGUGACCAAAGAAGUAAAAGAGAGGCAAUGACGGGUGGUUUGACAGAUCAAGACCCAAAUGACCCAAAUUAUCGAGUUUUGGCUGAGGAAUCGUUGCUAAAGUUCGUUGCUGAUUCCGGGACAACCCAACCUCUAAAGGUCUUAAAAGUCGAAAAAGUAACGACACAAGUAGUUUCUGGCUUGUUGACCCGCAUCGAUUUUGUGAUAUCGGGUGGGGAAGAUAUCAACAAAUGUCACUCUAAAAUAUGGGAGCAGCCUUGGAUGAACAGAAAAGACAUCGAUGUUUCUUGUCAUAAUGGUGACCAAAGAAGUAAAAGACAGGCAAUGCCGGGUGGUUUAACAGACCAAGACCCAAAUGACCCAAAUUAUCGAGUUUUGGCUGAGGAAUCGUUGCUUAAGUAUGUUGCCGAUUCUGGGACAACCAAACCUCUAAAAGUCGUAAAAAUCGAAAAAGUAACCACGCAAGUAGUUUCUGGCUGGUUGACCCGCAUCGAUUUUGUGAUAUCGGGUGGGGAUGAUAUCAACAAAUGUCACUCUAAAAUAUGGGAGCAGCCUUGGAUGAACAGAAAAGACAUCGAUGUUUCUUGUCAUAACGGUGACCAAAGAAGUAAAAGAGAGGCAAUGACGGGUGGUUUGACAGAUCAAGACCCAAAUGACCCAAAUUAUCGAGUUUUGGCUGAGGAAUCGUUGCUAAAGUUCGUUGCUGAUUCCGGGACAACCCAACCUCUAAAGGUCAUAAAAGUCCAAAAAGUAACGACACAAGUAGUUUCUGGCUUGUUGACCCGCAUCGAUUUUGUGAUAUCGGGUGGGGAAGAUAUUAACAAAUGUCACUCUAAAAUAUGGGAGCAGCCUUGGAUGAACAGAAAAGACAUCGAUGUUUCUUGUCAUAACGGUGACCAAAGAAGUAAAAGAGAGGCAAUUACGGGUGGUUCGACAGAGAAAGACCCAAACGACGCAAAGUAUAGAGUUUUGGCUGAGGAAUCGUUGCUAAAAUUUUGUGAUAUCGGUGGGGAAGAUAUCAACAAAUGUCACUCUAAAAUAUGGGAGCAGCCUUGGAUGAACAGAAAAGACAUCGAUGUUUCUUGUCAUAACGGUGACCAAAGAAGUAAAAGAGAGGCAAUUCCGGGUGGUUCGACAGAGAAAGACCCAAACGACGCAAAGUAUAGAGUUUUGGCUGAGGAAUCGUUGCUAAAGUUCGUUGCUGAUUCCGGGACAACCCAACCUCUAAAGGUCAUAAAAGUCGAAAAAGUAACGACACAAGUAGUUUCUGGCUUGUUGACCCGCAUCGAUUUUGUGAUAUCGGGUGGGGAAGAUAUCAACAAAUGUCACUCUAAAAUAUGGGAGCAGCCUUGGAUGAACAGAAAAGACAUCGAUGUUUCUUGUCAUAACGGUGACCAAAGAAGGAAAAGAGAGGCAAUUACGGGUGGUUUCACAGAUCAAGACCCAAACGACGCAAAGUAUCGAGUUUUGGCUGAGGAAUCUUUGCUAAAGUUCGUUGCUGAUUCCGGGACAACUCAACCUCUAAAGGUCAUAAAAGUCGAAAAAGUAACGACACAAGUAGUUUCUGGCUUGUUGACCCGCAUAGAUUUUGUGAUAUCGGGUGGGGAUGAUAUCAACAAAUGUCACUCUAAAAUAUGGGAGCAGCCUUGGAUGAACAGAAAAGACAUCGAUGUUUCUUGUCAUAACGGUGACCAAAGAAGUAAAAGAGAGGCAAUUACGGGUGGUUCGACAGAGAAAGACCCAAACGACGCAAAGUAUAGAGUUUUGGCUGAGGAAUCGUUGCUAAAGUUCGUUGCUGAUUCCGGGACAACCCAACCUCUAAAGGUCAUAAAAGUCGAAAAAGUAACGACACAAGUAGUUUCUGGCUUGUUGACCCGCAUCGAUUUUGUGAUAUCGGGUGGGGAAGAUAUCAACAAAUGUCACUCUAAAAUAUGGGAGCAGCCUUGGAUGAACAGAAAAGACAUCGAUGUUUCUUGUCAUAACGGUGACCAAAGAAGUAAAAGAGAGGCAAUUACGGGUGGUUCGACAGAGAAAGACCCAAACGACGCAAAGUAUAGAGUUUUGGCUGAGGAAUCGUUGCUAAAGUUCGUUGCUGAUUCCGGGACAACCCAACCUCUAAAGGUCAUAAAAGUCGAAAAAGUAACGACACAAGUAGUUUCUGGCUUGUUGACCCGCAUCGAUUUUGUGAUAUCGGGUGGGGAAGAUAUCAACAAAUGUCACUCUAAAAUAUGGGAGCAGCCUUGGAUGAACAGAAAAGACAUCGAUGUUUCUUGUCAUAACGGUGACCAAAGAAGUAAAAGAGAGGCAAUGACGGGUGGUUUCACAGAUCAAGACCCAAACGACGCAAAGUAUCGAGUUUUGGCUGAGGAAUCGUUGCUAAAGUUCGUUGCUGAUUCCGGGACAACUCAACCUCUAAAGGUCAUAAAAGUCGAAAAAGUAACGACACAAGUAGUUUCUGGCUUGUUGACCCGCAUCGAUUUUGUGAUAUCGGGUGGGGAAGAUAUCAACAAAUGUCAUUCUAAAAUAUGGGAGCAGCCUUGGAUGAACAGAAAAGACAUCGAUGUUUCUUGUCAUAACGGUGACCAAAGAAGUAAAAGAGAGGCAAUUACGGGUGGUUCGACAGAGAAAGACCCAAACGACGCAAAGUAUAGAGUUUUGGCUGAGGAAUCGUUGCUAAAGUUCGUUGCUGAUUCCGGGACAACCCAACCUCUAAAGGUCAUAAAUGUCGAAAAAGUAACGACACAAGUAGUUUCUGGCUUGUUGACCCGCAUCGAUUUUGUGAUAUCGGGUGGGGAAGAUAUCAACAAAUGUCACUCUAAAAUAUGGGAGCAGCCUUGGAUGAACAGAAAAGACAUCGAUGUUUCUUGUCAUAACGGUGACCAAAGAAGUAAAAGAGAGGCAAUUACGGGUGGUUCGACAGAGAAAGACCCAAACGACGCAAAGUAUAGAGUUUUGGCUGAGGAAUCGUUGCUAAAGUUCGUUGCUGAUUCCGGGACAACCCAACCUCUAAAGGUCAUAAAAGUCGAAAAAGUAACGACACAAGUAGUUUCUGGCUUGUUGACCCGCAUCGAUUUUGUGAUAUCGGGUGGGGAAGAUAUCAACAAAUGUCACUCUAAAAUAUGGGAGCAGCCUUGGAUGAACAGAAAAGACAUCGAUGUUUCUUGUCAUAACGGUGACCAAAGAAGUAAAAGAGAGGCAAUGACGGGUGGUUUCACAGAUCAAGACCCAAACGACGCAAAGUAUCGAGUUUUGGCUGAGGAAUCGUUGCUAAAGUUCGUUGCUGAUUCCGGGACAACUCAACCUCUAAAGGUCAUAAAAGUCGAAAAAGUAACGACACAAGUAGUUUCUGGCUUGUUGACCCGCAUCGAUUUUGUGAUAUCGGGUGGGGAAGAUAUCAACAAAUGUCAUUCUAAAAUAUGGGAGCAGCCUUGGAUGAACAGAAAAGACAUCGAUGUUUCUUGUCAUAACGGUGACCAAAGAAGUAAAAGAGAGGCAAUUACGGGUGGUUCGACAGAGAAAGACCCAAACGACGCAAAGUAUAGAGUUUUGGCUGAGGAAUCGUUGCUAAAGUUCAUUGCUGAUUCCGGGACAACCCAACCUCUAAAGGUCAUAAAAGUCGAAAAAGUAACGACACAAGUAGUUUCUGGCUUGUUGACCCGCAUCGAUUUUGUGAUAUCGGGUGGGGAAGAUAUCAACAAAUGUCACUCUAAAAUAUGGGAGCAGCCUUGGAUGAACAGAAAAGACAUCGAUGUUUCUUGUCAUAACGGUGACCAAAGAAGUAAAAGAGAGGCAAUUACGGGUGGUUUCACAGAUCAAGACCCAAACGACGCAAAGUAUCGAGUUUUGGCUGAGGAAUCGUUGCUAAAGUUCGUUGCUGAUUCCGGGACAACUCAACCUCUAAAGGUCAUAAAAGUCGAAAAAGUAACGACACAAGUAGUUUCUGGCUUGUUGACCCGCAUAGAUUUUGUGAUAUCGGGUGGGGAAGAUAUCAACAAAUGUCACUCUAAAAUAUGGGAGCAGCCUUGGAUGAACAGAAAAGACAUCGAUGUUUCUUGUCAUAACGGUGACCAAAGAAGUAAAAGAGAGGCAAUUACGGGUGGUUCGACAGAGAAAGACCCAAACGACGCAAAGUAUAGAGUUUUGGCUGAGGAAUCGUUGCUAAAGUUCGUUGCUGAUUCCGGGACAACCCAACCUCUAAAGGUCAUAAAAGUCGAAAAAGUAACGACACAACCUUGGAUGAACAGAAAAGACAUCGAUGUUUCUUGUCAUAACGGUGACCAAAGAAGUAAAAGAGAGGCAAUUACGGGUGGUUCGACAGAGAAAGACCCAAACGACGCAAAGUAUAGAGUUUUGGCUGAGGAAUCGUUGCUAAAGUUCGUUGCUGAUUCCGGGACAACCCAACCUCUAAAGGUCAUAAAAGUCGAAAAAGUAACGACACAAGUAGUUUCUGGCUUGUUGACCCGCAUCGAUUUUGUGAUAUCGGGUGGGGAAGAUAUCAACAAAUGUCACUCUAAAAUAUGGGAGCAGCCUUGGAUGAACAGAAAAGACAUCGAUGUUUCUUGUCAUAACGGUGACCAAAGAAGUAAAAGAGAGGCAAUUACGGGUGGUUCGACAGAUAAAGACCCAAACGACGCAAAGUAUAGAGUUUUGGCUGAGGAAUCGUUGCUAAAGUUCGUUGCUGAUUCCGGGACAACCCAACCUCUAAAGGUCAUAAAAGUCGAAAAAGUAACGACACAAGUAGUUUCUGGCUUGUUGACCCGCAUAGAUUUUGUGAUAUCGGGUGGGGAAGAUAUCAACAAAUGUCACUCUAAAAUAUGGGAGCAGCCUUGGAUGAACAGAAAAGACAUCGAUGUUUCUUGUCAUAACGGUGACCAAAGAAGUAAAAGAGAGGCAAUGACGGGUGGUUUGACAGAUCAAGACCCAAACGACGCAAAGUAUCGAGUUUUGGCUGAGGAAUCGUUGCUAAAGUUCGUUGCUGAUUCCGGGACAACCCAACCUCUAAAGGUCAUAAAAGUCGAAAAAGUAACGACACAAGUAGUUUCUGGCUUGUUGACCCGCAUCGAUUUUGUGAUAUCGGGUGGGGAUGAUAUCAACAAAUGUCACUCUAAAAUAUGGGAGCAGCCUUGGAUGAACAGAAAAGACAUCGAUGUUUCUUGUCAUAACGGUGACCAAAGAAGUAAAAGAGAGGCAAUGACGGGUGGUUUGACAGAUCAAGACCCAAACGACGCAAAGUAUCGAGUUUUGGCUGAGGAAUCGUUGCUAAAGUUCGUUGCCGAUUCCGGGACAAACCAACCUCUAAAAGUCGUAAAAGUUGAAAAAGUAACCACGCAAGUAGUUUCUGGCUUGUUGACCCGCAUCGAUUUUACCAUAUCUGAUGGAAAUUCAAAAACUAUGAAAUGUCAUUCUAAAAUUUUUGAACAAGUUUGGGUUGAAAGAAAGGAAGUAAAUGUCGAUUGUGUUCCUGUUAAUAUUAGAGCACGUAGAGAUUUAGGAAUGCCUCGAGGCUUGGUGGAACAGAAUUUUGAAAAAAAAUCGGUUCCACGAAGCAGCACUGGAAAUGAUCUUCAUAACGUUCGAGGUGACGAUGAAGAAGACCAAAAUCCAAAUAAACCUGAAUAUAAGUUACUGGUAGAAGAAUCCUUGAGGAAAUUUCAACAAAAAAGCGGUGUUUAUCAUAAAGUUCUAGAAGUGAAACGGGUUCUUACACGUGUGGUUUCAGGCAUAAAAUAUAACAUAGAUUUUACUGCUGCCCCUACAGCUUGCUCUGUAAAUGAAUCCCGUGUGAAUGCUCGCACAUGUAAGACAGAUGAUGAAGUAAUUCUUUACUGUCAUACAGAAAUUUGGGAUCGACCUUGGUUAAGAAAGAAAAAUAUUGAUGUUCAAUGUAAUGAUCCGUCAGAUGACCGAGACGAUUUCGUAGAAGACGAUUCUGAUGUUGAUGUAGUAAAACCAGAAAAUGAAAGUAAUAAUUCUGAAAACCACAUGAAACUAGCUAAUGAAGCCACUGAAAAAUAUUUGACUGCAUCAAAUAGAAAAUACGUUCAUCAAGUUACAGGAAUCCAAAGUGUAAGUGAACAACAGUUAGAUGGGACGUUUACUAUUGACUUUACUAUAUCACCCACUACUUGUUUAAGAAACGUUACUAAAAAAGAUUCUUGUAAAGUGAAACAACCAGUUGUAGUUUUCCAUUGUAAUGCAAAAAUAAGAAAUAAACCUUGGGGUAAUAAUGAAAGCGAAAUUGAAGUCACAUGUAAAAAGGCUAGCGAGAGAGUAAACAAAAGCAAAAAAAACAAACGUGACAUAGGUGUUAGAAGUGCCAGACAAACUGUUGAUGAUGCCGAAGAAAUGGAUGAAGAUAUCAUUUAUUAUUACGCUGAUCGUGCUCUUCAACAUGUUAAUGACCAUUCCCGUUCGAAUAACUUACAUAAAUUAAUAUCCAUACACGCUGUGCAAAGUAGCCUUCAAAUGGGAGCUCGAACUGUAAAAAUGUACAUUGAAAUAGCCGAAACGUAUUGUUUGCGGCAUCAAAGAACAAAGGAUCUGGCAAACUGUGAAGAACUUAAUGGUUUAAGUCAUAGGCUAUGUUUGGCUAGAUUAUGGCCUGCACCAGACGAAGAGUUGAUUACAAGACACGUAUCUGUUGUUUGUGACGAUGACGAAGAUUUUGUGGCCAUUAGUGGAGUCAAUGUACCUGAACUUUUAAGAUUGUCAAUGAUGGAACUUGAAAAGUCUGCUGGUGUGAAGUAUAAACUAGUUCAUCAAGGCGAGCCACAAGUUAUACCGUCGCUCGAUUCAAGACAACCAUUUAAAAUCAAUUUUGUUGUUGCUUAUACGAACUGUUCUGUAGAAGUCGAUUUAGAUAAAAAUCCUUUCCAAUGUUAUAUUAAUCAUGAAAUACCUUCUAAGUCUUGCCACUCAUUUAUUUGGCUAAAGACAGAAAUAAAAUCUAUUAGUUACAUAAAUGUUAAAUGUACGCCUCUGAAUCGUUUGAGAAGAUCUACAAAUCAAACGAACCUUUCUUCAGAAAAUGAGGAAAUUAAGAGUAUGGUGGCCGCAGCUUUGGAGAAGUUAGAAAUGUCUUCAUUACAUAGAUACAAACAGAGGGUGCUGCAGAUCAACAGUCACUCUACUAAAAUUACGUCUGGUAAAGUAACCACCAUCGACUUUGACGUCGGUUACACGUCUUGUUUAAAGUACGAGUGGGUUGAGAACAUCACUAGUUGUGAUUUCUUGGAGCACUUGCCCCGAAGACGUUGCGUGGCGCAAAUAUGGGAGAGAUUAUGGAUCAAGAAUGGACAAAAUAUUGAUGUAAAUUGUGUUGAUGAUGAAACACCUUUGGAGUCGCAUAUAGAAUUUGAAAGCGCUGAAAUGGCUAAUGCGUUAGCGAGAGAAGCAUUAAAACAUAUUGAAGCGAAAUAUCCUCACCCUAGCAAACAGAAGAUCGUUAGAAUAUUUUCAUUGGAAAAACAAGUAGUUGCUGGUAUUCACUACAAAAUGAAAAUAGAGGUUGGUUUCACAGAUUGUGUUGCUUUAAGCGACCAAACUGACUGCAAGUUAAUUAAAGACCACGGUCUGAACAAGUUCUGCCGUGUAAAUGUUUGGGUGCGACCAUGGACUGACCAUCCUCCCAAUUUCCGAGUGUCAUGCGAUUUUCAAGAAGGUGCUACGCAUGAUUUAUACCACCAUGUGCAAGCGGAACAAUUGUUUUACAACUUUUUGACAACUUACAGUCCCAGUUACGUCAAUGACUAUUCCCAAAUGCAGAAACGUUUCGAGAUAUUUAAAAAUAAUAUAAAGAAAAUUCACGAGUUCAAUGUUCAUGAGAAAGGUACUGCUAUAUACGGUGUGACCCGAUUUGCUGAUUUGACGUAUGAAGAAUUUAGUAGUAUAUACAUGGGCUUGAAUACGAAUUUAACUAACGAGAACCAGGUCCCUAUGAAAAAGGCCGAUAUUCCAGACAUUAAAAUUCCUGACGACUUUGACUGGAGAGAGCAUGAUGCUGUGACGGAGGUGAAGGACCAGGGCUCAUGUGGUAGCUGCUGGGCGUUCAGUGUGACUGGUAACAUUGAAGGUCAAUGGAAGAUGCAGUCGGGACAGCUGAUAUCCCUGUCUGAGCAGGAGUUAGUGGACUGUGACAAACUGGACGAUGGCUGCAAUGGUGGAUUACCUGAUAAUGCCUACAGGGCUAUAGAACAGAUGGGAGGUCUUGAGUUGGAGAGUGACUACCCAUAUGAAGGUGUCGGUGAGAAGUGUGAGUUCAACAAGACACUCGCCAAGGUGCAGAUCAGUGGAGCUGUGAACAUCACCACAAAUGAGACUGGAAUGGCCCAGUGGCUUGUGCACAAUGGACCUAUUUCUAUUGGUAUCAACGCGAACGCUAUGCAGUUCUACAUGGGAGGUAUCUCACACCCGUGGAAGAUGUUAUGCAAUCCCACCAACUUGGAUCACGGUGUGCUCAUUGUAGGAUACGGUAUUAAAGACUAUCCACUCUUCCACAAGAAACUACCAUAUUGGAUUAUAAAGAACUCAUGGGGCAAGUCAUGGGGAGAACAGGGUUACUACCGUGUGUACCGAGGUGAUGGUACCUGCGGAGUCAACCAGAUGGCAAGCAGCGCUAUCAUAUAAACCAAAACAGUCUAGUUUUGAAGGCAUUUUAUUUGGUUGUAAGUGAGUAUAUAUAUAUAAAUAUCAAGUAUUACUUUAUACUUACUAGGGAAGUGUUGCAAAUGUAGUUUUUAUAUAAGUUUGGUUUUUUCUGUAUAAGUUAUAAAUCUAUUAAGGCCCGUUGUCUUUACGUUUUAUAAUUAUGAAUGUGAAGUAAUUCGUCCGUUUUUAUUGUCUUCUUUUUACAUAUUUUUACCAGCCUUAAUGAAAAUUAAACUGUGCUUAUGACAUACAAAUUAUGAGUCCAUAUACAUUAAAUUAUAUAUGUUUCUCCAAACUGGGUACACUACGAAAUUCAAAGUCAUUUUAUAGGCUCUUUAUAGUGUUAUGAAUAUUUCCUUUAAAAAAAUGAUCUCAAAUAAAAACUUCAAAAUUUGAAAGGGCCUUUAUUUAUUGAAAAAUAAUAUUUAUAACCAUGCAAUAAUUAUUGUACGUACAAUUCGAGGUGCGAAAAAAAUAGCGGCGUGUAAUAUUUUGCCAAGAAUAUGUAUUUUUACCUUAUCUAAAACAUGUAUAAGUUAAUUGGUUGUAAAAAAUCGCAAUGGGUACACAUUAGAGCUAUUUGUUAAUAAUUUUCCACAGUUCAGAAUUAAUACUAACUUGUCGUCGCGCGAUUACUGUUCGUCCAUUAUACAUUUAAAUUAAAAAAAUAUAUAACUAAAAAUCGCGGGUUACUCACGUGAAUAUACUGAGAAAAGCUCUCUACUAGUUUCGAACCACAGAGGGGUUCUUCCUCAUGAACAACUUGCGCGGUCGCGGUGAUCGCCGUGAGAAUAGCAUAUUCACGUGAGUAACACGAGAUUUUUAGUUAAUUUAGUAUGUGUCACGAUAGUUAUUAUAAAAAAAUACAAUAAGAUAAAAAUACAAACACGACAAAACAUAUUACCAAAUUUAGUUCAGACGUUCAGUAGUUAUGCGCUAACAUACAUUUCGGCGAUUCAUUUUUGUUUAUAUAAAUAUAAU